UAGACAAUUUUAUAGAAAUGAUUGGUGAUGAAAAAGCCCAACAUGAUUUGCAAGCUGCCUUUGAGAGAGCGUUUAUUGAUAUGUUAUCUUCCUCCGAAAUUGGCUACAUUAACCCAAACAUAGCUGACUAUGUAAAGAAGUUAUUAUAUAAUUUCGAGUUACAUCAAGCUAUUAAUUAUUGUAUGAAGAAUUUUAUUCAGCUAACUCCAGCUUACGCUUAUGAAGUUCUUCAAGCUCCAAAUUUAAAUAGAAUAACGCAACUUAUGAUUGAUUUGUUAAAAAAAGAAACAAUUAGAAAUCUCAAUUCAAGAAAAUUUGGUGGAACCGGUUUAAUUCCCAUACCUCCAACUAUUGCUAGUGAAGGCAGCAUACAAAGAAUUGAAAAAAUUCCUCCAAAAAAAGUUAAAAAUAUACUUGCUGAGUUUACCAAAAACACAAAUAUACCAAAACAAAUAAUUAACAUUUUAUUAAAAGAAAUAAACAGUUUGAAACAAAUGGGAUUUGGUAAUCCAGAUUAUUCAAUGACUUAUAAUUAUAUUUGUUUUAUUGCCAACUUACCAUGGGGAAAAUUUAGUGAUGAGACACUUGACUUAACAAAAACAAAAAAGAUUCUGCAAGCAAAUCAUUAUGGUAUGAAAGAUUUGAAACAGAGAAUUUUACAGUUUAUCGCUGUAAGGAAAUUGAAUCCAAGUAUACCUGGACCAAUACUAUGUUUUUGUGGGCCGCCUGGAGUAGGCAAAACAACUAUAGCUAAAUCUAUUGCAAAAUCAUUGGGUCGUAAAUUUCAAAGAGUAUCAUUGGGUGGAAUAAAUCACAGCUCUGAUAUAAUAGGUCAUAGACGAACCUAUCUUGGAGCGCUUCCUGGACGUGUAAUGCACGCUGUAAAUCUGGCUCAAACAAUGAACCCACUUAUUCUACUCGAUGAAAUUGAUAAAAUGCAUAAAGGUUCAGGAGGUGAUCCGGCUGCUGCAUUGUUAGAAGUUUUGGAUGCAGAACAGAAUAACUCAUUCGUUGACUCUUACACUGAUGUACCAUUUGACCUAAGCCAAGUAUUAUUUGUUGCAACAGCGAAUACAGUGAAAUCUAUUCCUCAAGCAUUGCAUGACCGACUGGAAAUUUUUUUUUUGGAAGGAUACACCGAAGAAGAAAAAGUACAAAUUGCUGAAAACUAUAUUAUACCAAAAGCAUUAAAACAACAUAAAAUGGAUAACUUUCAUAUAGAAAUUUAUAAAGACACUGUAAAAGAUAUAAUAAAGAAAUAUACUUACGAAACUGGUGUUCGCGAAUUACAACGUAAGAUUCAGUCUGUCUGUCAAUUUAUUGCUCUGAAAAUAGUUGAAAAUGAUGAUAACAAAUCGAACAGCUUCAUAAUUACACCCAAAUCAUUGAAAGAAAUCCUGGGUGCUAAAUUAUUUGAUAGUGAUAAUGAACAAAUCGCACGAAUAAAUAACUGUGUGGGUAUGGCAAUUGGGCUAGCAUUGACAGAAAUGGGUGGUAGAGUUCAAGUAAUUGAAGCAUCGAGAUAUUAUUCAAAAGAUAAACCUUACCGGUUUUUAUUGACUGGUUUAGCUGGCCAAGUUUUAAAAGAAUCUGUAGAGAUAAGUCUUCACUGGAUACAGUUAUUUACUUUUAAGAACAAAAUAGAUAUUGACCAGUCAAAUGUUCAUAUCCAUUUGCUCAGGGGAGCUUUGAAAAAAGAUGGUCCAUCGGCAGGAGUACCAAUUGUUUGUGCUCUGGUUUCACUUUUUUGGAAUAUUCCACUUAAACCAUCGAUUGCAAUGACUGGUGAAAUUUCGUUAAAUGGACACGUUUUAGAAGUAGGUGGCGUAAAAGAAAAAAUUUUAGCUGCUUACAAUUCAGGCAUAAAAACUAUCAUUAUUCCAGAGUCGAAUAUGAAAGAUACCGAAAGUUUAUCACAAGACAUAAAGGAUGCCAUCAAUAUUGUUCCUAUUCAAGAUUUAGAAGAAGCGCUAGAUCAUGUAUUUCCAGGUGGUUUAGAGAAUUUGCAAAAUCCCCCAAUAAAAAAUACUCUAAAGUCAAAAAUAUAAGUAUCUAUAUGUUGUAUAUUUGCAUGAUUCUCUAUAUUGCUAGUUUAAAAACACAUUUGUAUGUAUUUAUUGGUGCUUAGCACUGGCCACUCUCAUUGAUUUUAAAAUAUAGAGGUAUUGUACAUACUUUCAUCAUAGUUGACCAUCCGCUAGUUUAUGAACUAUGACAAAUGUACGGCGGAAAUCCUGCAUAAAAUGAUCACUGAUCUUGCGUGUAGCACCGUUUAUCUGUAUAUUUUAAAAUCAAUGACACUAUAAUGAGUGUUUUGACUUAGUAAUUUUAACU
Molecule: messenger RNA, 2334 nt
Organism: Adelges cooleyi (spruce gall adelgid)
Lineage: Eukaryota; Metazoa; Arthropoda; Insecta; Hemiptera; Adelgidae
Product: lon protease homolog 2, peroxisomal-like
Exons: 14
Coding region: 18-2048 (676 amino acids)
Biological process (GO): protein catabolic process; protein targeting to peroxisome; protein processing
Cellular component (GO): peroxisomal matrix
Molecular function (GO): ATP binding; ATP hydrolysis activity; serine-type endopeptidase activity
Source: RefSeq, a predicted model, not a curated record